AUGAUCUUUGGUUAUGUCCAAGUACAUGGUUAUGAUUAUGUCCAAGUACAUGGUCGUGAUUAUGUCCAAGUACAUGGUUAUGAUUAUGUCCAAGUACAUGGUUACGAUUAUGUCCAAGUACAUGGUUAUGAUUAUGUCCAAGUACAUGGUCGUGAUUAUGUCCAAAUUCUCCUCGUCGCGUGCAUAGCUGGGGUGAGCUGUGGCGGUUAUAGCUUAGGUGGAGGAGGAGGCCUAGGUCAUGGAGGCAUAGGCCUUGGAGGAGGCCUAGGCGGAGGUUUUGGAGGAGGCCUAGGUGGAGGCAUAGGUCUUGGAGGAGGCAUUGGUCAUGGAGGAGGCCUAGGUGGAGGCAUAGGUCUUGGAGGAGGCCUUGGUCAUGGAGGAGGCCUAGGUUUUGGAGGAAGCCUAGGUGGAGGAGGCCUAGGUGGAGGAGGCCUAGGUGGAGGUUUUGGAGGCCUAGGUGGAGGUUUUGGAGGCCUAGGUGGAGGCCUAGGUGGAGGCCUAGGUGGAGGUCUUGGUGGAGGCCUAGGUGGAGGUCUUGGAGGCAUAGGUGGAGGUCUUGGAGGCCUAGGUGGAGGCCUUGAUGGAGGCCUAGGUGGAGACCUAGAAGUUGAAGGAGGCCUAGGUGUUGGAGGAGGUCUAGGUAUUGGAGGCGGCCUUGGUAUUGGAGGCGGCCUUGGUAUUGGAGGCGGCCUAGGUGCCGGAGUCUGCACGGAAGGAAAAGUUCUUAGGAUCGAUGGCGUGUGCGAUUUCCCUAAAGUGACUCGCCACGUGUACAUCUACGCCGCUCCCGAAGUUAUUCCCGUGUACGGCCCCCCUCCCCCCAUCCCUCCCCCCAAGGUGGACACCAACGUGCUCUUCAUCCGGGCUCCUGAACCAGUGAAGCAGCCCGACCCCAUCAUUGUGCCCCCACCAAGGCAGGACAACAUUGUGUACGUCCUCAACAAGCAAGUGGAGCAUGCGCAGAAGGUCAUCGAGGUACCUCCCAUCCCACCAAGGAACCCUCAAGUAUACUUCGUCAACUACGACGACGACAAGAACGCUAUUCUUCCCGGUGGCAUCGACCUUCAGACGGCUCUCAACUCCGCGGUGCAAGCUGGUGGCGAGAUCAUUGGCGACGUUGGUGUUGGUGGAAUUGGCGACGAUGGCAUUGGCGGUGUUGGCGAUAUUGGCAUUGGCGGUGGAAUCGGCGGUGGAAUUGGCGGCGGAAUUGGCGGUGGAAUCGGCGGUGGAAUCGGCGGCGGAAUCGGCGGCGGAAUCGGCCUAGGGGGCCUUGGCGGUGAUAUCGGCUCCUUCGGCACCGUCGGCAGCUUUGGUGUAGGAAACAUUGGUGGCGGCCUCGGCAGCAACAGCCUGUUCUUAGACGGCGGCGUGUCCCACCUUGGAGACGGCUUGGGUCACGUUAAUGUUGUCACCCUGCCCAAGGACGUGUACGGGGCGCCGGGUCGCUAGAGCCUGCUCCCAACCCUACUUUAUGAUCCGUGAUAUGUUCCUGCCACUCAAAACACGUUAUUUACUGUUAGCUCUAUUUUUAUAUACUUGACUGUUCUAGUCAAUCAGAGAUUGUUGUGUUUAUAUUCAUGAUUGGCAAUAUAUAUAUAUUUAUAUCCCGA
Molecule: messenger RNA, 1610 nt
Organism: Procambarus clarkii (red swamp crayfish)
Lineage: Eukaryota; Metazoa; Arthropoda; Malacostraca; Decapoda; Cambaridae
Source: RefSeq, a predicted model, not a curated record